CGACAGUUGCGAGCUACUCUCUCUUUGAGCUUAGCCCGGUUGCCGGUAUUGAAUAAAUUGUACCUCGCGACGUCACCGUCACCAUCUUCGAGCAAGAUUUCGACGGAGCAAGUACGGGUGAUCGGAUUCGACAUUUCGAGAAACGAAGAGCAAAAGACACAACAUGCCCAGCCAUACAAGAACAUCAGCAUACAGACGUAGCUAUGGAGCAGAGAGGAAAACAACUUCAGUCGCUUUGACUCCAGAGAUGCGAAAGACCAAGGAAGCUGAAAAAGAAAAAUUGAAGAAGUGCAACAACAGAUUGGUAAACUACAUUGACAAAGUUCACGAUUUGGUCGAAGCUAACAAAGCGCUAAAAACUGAGAACGCUUUACUGCGAAAGGCAGCUGGACAUGACCAGCAAAAAGAUGUUGCUGGGUUGUACGAAGAUGAAUUGUCUAGAUUGCGCAGCAAAGUUGAAGAAUUGUCCGUCGAAAAUCAAAAGCUGGAGAUCGAGAAGGAAAACUUGAAAUAUGACCUGGACGAAUUGGAGGAGAAGUAUGACGAGGUAUCAAAAGAGAAGGAAGACAUUGAAAAAGAAGUUAAAAAUCUGAGAAAGGAUGUUGAUGAUGCAACAAUCGAGAGGGUCAGCAUGGAAAGCAAGUUAGAGAAUCUUCAAGAAACUCUUCAACUUGAGCGCCAAGCUCAUGCAGUGGAAUUGGACAAUCUUCGUAGUCAAAUUCAACCUGUGCAUGCAGUUGUUGUGGAGAACGAACCAUCGAGUCUUACUCCCGAUUUGACUGAUGCCAUCCAACAAGUGAGACAGCAAUACGAAGCCUUCAACACCAAAAACAUGGAGUCACUCGACAGCUACUACAAAGAAAAGGUUGAAGGUCUCCACAAACAAAACAAAUCAUUGCAAGAAGACAAUAACAUACUUCGUAUCGAGAAUAAUGAUCAACGGAAGCAAAUUCACCAACUGGAAUUAGAGCUUGAAAGCCUCCGUAGUAAGACCGACAACUUGGAAAGGCAAAUAGAUGAUUUGGAAGACAGACUUGCUAAGCAAAACAACACUUCACAAGAGAAAAUACACGCACUUGGCAAAGAACUUGAUGACGCUAAGCAGGAUUUGGGCAAGUAUUUGAAGGAAUACCAAGAUUUGAACAAUUUGAAAUUAAGCUUGGAUCAAGAAAUUGCCAUCUAUCACAAACUUCUGCAAGGAGAGGAAUCUAAGAACAUUGACGUAGAAGUUGCUGAAGGAAAACCGGUUCGAGCCAGAUCUGCAUCUCCUGCAGCAAGAAAAUCACGAUCUCACUCUAGGUCCAGCGCUAGUUCACGAUCCAGUUCCGCUUCGAGUAAGUCAUCUGAAGGUUCACCAACAAGAACCACGAGCGACGUAGUUGGAGAGAUGCUGGAAGAAAAAGCACCCAAAGAGGAGAAGGGAGUCGUGUCUGUAACAUGGAAAGUGAAAGGUGGAACUGUCCGACCCUCUGAACCGUUCAACCCAGCAGAUGACGCCGAGAAGCUACACGAAGCCAUAAAAGGGAGAGGAACUGAUGAAGACACGAUCAUCAAUAUCCUCGCGGGUCGCAACAAAGCUCAACGAUUGGCAAUCGCGAAUGUGUAUGAGGACAAAUAUGACACUGAACUGAUCGAGGAUCUGAAGAAGGAUCUGAGCGGUGAUUUGAAGACUGUAACGUUGCAUUUGAUGUGGAGUCGCAGUGUAAUGGAUGCAAAUGCAUUGCGCAAGGCUGUGAAAGGAUUUGGCACAGAUGAAGCUGUCCUAAUAGAAAUACUUUGCACUCAAACCAGCCGCGAAAUACAAGAAAUCAAGGCGUCUUACGCAUCAGAAUUUCCUGGUAAAUCACUGGAAGAGGACAUUGAAAAAGAAACAUCUGGAUCGUUCAAGCAAUUUUUGCUUGCUGUUUUGAAAGCAAACAGACCAGUCGACAGUGGAACAGUUCUAGCUAAUCAAGCUGACGAAGAUGCCCAGGAGUUGCACAAAAUGGCAGUCAAAGACUGGACUCCAGCCCAUCCCAAGUUUUUGGAGAUCUUCACUCAACGAAGCUUUGAACAUCUCUGGUUUUUGUUCAAUCAAAGUUGGCCGAAACUUUCAGAGGACAACCUCCUUGAAACCAUCGACAAAGAAUGCAAGGGAGAUUUGAAAAAAGGAUUGAAAGCUUUGAUCCGCUUCUCUGUGUUCAUUCCACCCCUGUAUUACGCGACUCAGCUUCACGAAGCAAUGAAGGGCUUUGGAACCGAAGAUGAACAGCUGAUUUAUAUCGUCACCACCAGAAGUGAAAUUGACAUGAUAGACAUCAAAGAAGAAUUUGGGAAUAAAUACGGUGAACCGCUGGCUAAGAAGAUCAAGAGCGAGACCAAGGGAGAUUACAGAAAGAUGUUGCUGAAGCUUAUUGAUGAAGAUGAUUAGAUUUGAAGAUACUUUCUGGAAUGACAAGCCAUAUAUUGGUUUCUUAUAAUUGGUGCUGUAGCUUAGUGCUUUUGUAAAUUCUGCUCGUUACAAUAAUAUAACUUGAAAUAUAAGCAUAUAUACUUUAUAUACUUUUAUAACCUAUAAUAUUCCAACUACACGAACUCACUAACAGAAGUUUACUUGCUAUGCUGCCUUUUUGAUAAAAUGUAAUCGGAAACAGUGUGUUUAUAUGUUAAUUUACGUUACUGUUUAAACUUCAAUAAAUCCCCAUUUGUACAACAUGUGCCAUAUCUUACCAUAUUCACAUUGAAGUGUUCAAUUUUCAAAGACUUACCUAGCUUGUUUACUAUCUGUACCGCGUUUUCGAGACAUAAGCAAUCAAGUUAAUCUCACCGCUUCCAAUGAUACUAUCGUAACGUUAAAGUAGUUUUCAGAACAAAUUCGAUAUAAACGAAAAGUGAUAUUUUAACAAAAAGAAAACAAUAACAAUUUUUCAUACCAUUAACCAUAACUUGUAGUUCUUGUACAAAGUUCGAAACCAUUUAAGCAAAAUGAGUAAAGGCGGGAUAUGGUACAAUAUCGCAACACAUACACUAUUAUAUGCACUUUCAUUAUCAUCGUAGCAAAAAUAAUUAUGCUAAUUUUAUUCCCAAUUUUUUUGGUUUGUGAAUAUCAACUAACAAAUAUCUUUACGACACUGUUUUAAAUGACUUUUUUGAUGAAGUCUUGUUUGGCACCCGACGAAAAGAAUAAAAUGGGCUUUGCAAAUGUGUGCAGUACAGUUCCAAAUCAAUAAUAUUCCUAUUUCCGGACUUUGUUUCGUAAUGAGGAUUUUAUGUAAAAAAAAUUGUGUACUGUAAAUUCACUCUUUCUCAUAAUUUGGACUUGAUGACAAAGUUCUUUCAGACUAAGUCAACACGGAGGUCAUGAAUAUUUCAAAUCUAGUAAUUUAAGGAGUGUGACUAAUCCGUGGAAAUGUAAUUUUUUGCAAUUGUGUGAAGCUAUAUAAUGAAUAUAUCUGCCAUAUAUAUGCAUAU
Styela clava is the source of this 3450-nucleotide messenger RNA. RefSeq lists its product as uncharacterized. Gene Ontology annotation, molecular function: structural constituent of cytoskeleton; calcium ion binding; calcium-dependent phospholipid binding. Gene Ontology annotation, biological process: intermediate filament organization. The record is from RefSeq and is a predicted model, not a curated record. Gene Ontology annotation, cellular component: cytoplasm; intermediate filament. Lineage: Eukaryota; Metazoa; Chordata; Ascidiacea; Stolidobranchia; Styelidae.